UUGAUAUUCGUUGUUCCCGCGCGAUUUUUCAUUGCAGCAAUGGCCCCGCGACGCAAGCGGCCGCCACGAGCAUCCGCACCAACAGCAACAGCCACUGCGACAGCAGCAGUCGUGUUGCCUGUCGUCGAACUAGAUCAUCCAUCUCACUCAGAGCCACCAAGCGAAGAAGGCCUCCAGGUCGACCCUGCGAAACCAAUCUCAACAGAGCGCGGCAAGCAAGCAGCAAGGCGCCGUCGCCCGUCGUCACCAUUACCAUCAUCAUCAUCAUCAUCAUCAUCAUCCGUCCGAGUCACAGUCACAGCCAAUGAAGACGACGCAUCCGACAGUGCAGCGCCUGCGACAAUAACGACGAUGCAGCAGCAGCAGCAGCAGCAGCAGCACUGCGACACUGAUGGAGGCCCAGCGCGUGCAAGCCCGACCCGCUCCAGACAUCAUCAUCAUCAUCAUCACCACAGAAAGGACGACUCUGCCUCAACCGAGCACUCGGUGAUGACUGCGGAUAUGAGCACAGCGAUGCCAGCGAGUAGCAAUGGUAAUAGUAGUUUGGCGCAGGACGCCGUUGUCAGAGCUCAAGCAAGCCAAGUGGUUGCAAGUGAAACAGCGGCUCCCCAAGCACCGCAGCAGCAGCAGCAGGCAGCCCAAGCAUCGCUGUCCAUCCCAAAGGGGUUUAACGACAUCCAGACAUACAAGGAGUACCUGCUCCGGCGCAACCAGCGCCUCAAGAACAAAAUCAGCGCGUCUGCAGCGGCAGGGAGGCAGUACGAUUUGGCGCCAAAUCCCGCGCUUCCCGCCAACAGCAGCCAACAACCGACAGUCAUGGCCAUGCAAGUGGAACCCGAGACCCAAGAUCGAACCGCAACUCGGCCACCCGCUUCUGGCACUUUGCAUGUGCAAAGCUCGAGCUCUCCGACCUCGCAACACGAGCUCCCAGCCCCGCAACCGCGUCAAGCAUCACUCGCCUCGAAGCGAACCUACUCGCAAUCCAUCGCAACAGACGAAAAUUGCACCGUUUCAGCAAACAACUCUCAUCGCAGCGCUGCCACACUCGCGGCGAGUCAGGUCUGCAUGACCAGCCGAGAACAAACCGCGGCCGAUUUGAAUCCCGCUACACACCGGCAACAACAACAACAACAACAACCCAUCUUUCCACCGUGGUUGGCGCAAUGGGACGCAGCAGUCAAUGACUUUGUCUUGCCCGAUCCCGAAUUCGGAAGAUUCAAACUGGCCAAACUCCGAGAACUCUUUGGAGCACCCAAGCCCGGCGAAUCGAGCAAGGCACUCCCAAGUCAGCCAUUAUUGCUUCGUCCGGCUCCUCCUGUAUCUACAUCUGUGGCGGCUGCGCUGGACACUUCGCUUGCAUCAAUUUACACACAAAGUAACGAAGCUGGUGUUGAUAGUUCUCACCCAAGGGCUUCCCUGCUGCUGUUUGCGCGACAGCCAUCUUCCCCUCCAUCAGCCUGCGGGAUUGUCGCAGUCGAGCAGCCUCAGCCCCUACCCCCACCACCACCACUACCACCACCACCACCACGAGCACCACCACUACUAGCGCCAGCGAACAUGCUCGUGGAUAUGAAUGAUGCUAUUGUGACGCAGUCAAUAGCUCCCUCGCAAGAGCUCACCGCCGCCCCACUGCCACAGCAGGCUGAUGGCGAGGUGCUCGAAUUAGACGCCACUCCUAGUGAGCUCCAAUCACAGCCAUUUCACGACAUGGGCCGCAACAACGGUGCUCACAAACCCCUUUCUCGAUUUGUUUCGGUCUUCCCGUUGUUUUCAGGCCCCGUCACUCAGCCUACUCAAAUGUUGUCUCCCAGUGUAUCGUCCAUGGUAGCAACCGCUGCGGUUGUCGUUUCGCCUGAUGGCACCUCCAACCCCUCUCAGCCGUUUCUCCCACAAGCGAUGCAGUUGGACCAGGUUCCACUGAUGGACCAAGUUUCGACCUCGACUGGUUUGCCCGCCGACACAACACGCCAGUUAAUCCCUCCGCAGAAAGGCAGGCCUCCACGCCUCAACGCGUCUCGAUACCAUGUCCAGCCUCCCGCCAUCUCUCUGAAUGACGACGCAAACAUGGAAACCUCUCACUCUGGACGCGUUGUUCGCUCAACGCCGCCGCUUGCUGUGACCGCGUUGCCGCCAUCAGCAAGACUGUUCCGUCAUCGUCCGCCGCCACCCAUCAUACCAACGCAUCCGCUCCUUUCCAGUUUUGAUGCGCCAGUUGGUGCUGCUCAAGACUCAACGGCCAUUCAACCUGAGCUUUUCCCGAGCUACCACAGCCCUCGCGAGCCAGUGGACCCCGUUCCACUCCAGUCUCCGAUUCUGCUCUCGUCUCCAAUGCUGUUUGAGCCAUCUACGUCCUCGACUUCACCCCUUCCUCAACAGAACAUCGAAGAACAUCGACCAGUCGUCGAGCCCAUGGCUUCACCACCGCUCUUCGCAUCUCCGUUGCAUCGAGCCCCCGAGGAAACUCUUCUCCACGCGGCAGGUACGGCGACGAACGAGUUGCCUUCAAAGCGUCAUGCUCAAGCCGCUGCGGUUGCUUCCCAAACCCGGUCCCGGAGUGACUCGGAUGAGCCUUGUAGUUCUGGUUCUGCAGUCUUGUUCUCGCUCGACAGCGCAUCUGGAAAGGUGCUUCAGCCCAAUCACGACAAGCCUUCCACGCACACGCUCCCUGGCGGGGCAACAGCAGUCGUACCUCAUUCAUCGUCUCAUGGCGUCAAUCCACCAACACAGGACUUGGACGUGACACGCGCAUCGCCAGCAACAGCCACGCAGUUGCCUCGGCGCAGCAGUCAGACGAGCACCGUUCCACACGUGACGGACAUGGCGCAAUCCGCAGUGCCUCUUGCUGUUGACCCGACUCGCGACGACCCAUGCUCCAUGUCCGCCUCACAAUUUGCACCGAUGGAUGCCAUUCUCGCCAUGCAGCAGAUUGACAGCCAAGUGUUGAAGGCCAUGGACGCCCCAAUGACGCAGUCGCAACAUAUGUCUGCACCCACCAUCUCAACUCAGCGGCGCUCGCAGCAUCAGGGCAUGCCGCAAACUUCCGACCAUGUCAGUGGUCACGUCGAGAUCUCAGAGCACGAAGAGGCCGGAGUCGAGUUGCUUGUCUGCAUUCGAGCAGGCGCAGUUGGUUCAUCGCAUGCGAACGAUAAGGAGGAGGAAGGCGACGUGAUUGCUUUCGCCAUGGCCUCAAAGCACGCCGGAGAUGUCACAAACGUCGCGAUUGCUUUGAAGCGCCAUGUUUACAUUGCGGGCGUGGACACUCAGACCGGAAAGCUGGUAGUUGAGCACACGAUCUCGUUCGAUGCAUCACAUAGCGUCGUGGCGUGUGCAUUUGCAGAAAACACUGCUGAUGUGCUUCUCGUUUGUUGCUCGGAUUCGGCCAACUCCCUUGUUGUCAGAACGUUUGAACUCAAGGGGUCGACUGUGCACGAGCACGAAGAGUGGAGCUUGCCUCAGGUUGAUUCCUCAACAGUGGAUCGCGUCCACUGCCCCAGCGCCAAUGUCCUGCUCCUACAAACGAGGUCAUCUCAUGCAGCCGUUGUUCUGCGACGAACUCAGACCGGGUCCAAACUCCAGUCUGUCGAGCAGGCAUUGCACUGGCCUGUCGGAUGUCGCUUGGCGGACAGCACUGCUGACAAGCUGCACUACCAUUGGUGUUCGGCACCUUCAGGCUCCUCUGACACGCUGGCGUCUGUUUUUGCUUUUACACUGGACGGCCGUCUGCUUGAGUGGGUUGUUCCGACUACGGCUCUGUCUUUGGAUGCGAAGAUUAUGCCAAUUGUGCAUGCUCUUCCUACCCCCACUGCUUUGGCGUCUGCUGGGUCGUCUGUUUUCCUCGGCAUUUCCUCCUUGAAUGAACUAGGCCGAGAGGGGGAUCUCGUCGCAGUUUUGGGCCAUGUUCAGGCCGCAAGUGACGUUGGAUUGGAGACCACAACCAAAUCAGCCUUUUCCACUUUUGCUUUUCACCAAAAUGCAGCCAGCACCUCGAGCUGGCACCAUCUAUGGACUACCGAGCCGGUUGUAGAUGGCGAAUUGAGAGCUGCUUCUCUGCAUACAUCUCUGGUUGCGACACAAGCCGCCCUGAACGAGCGGCAAGAAACCCUUAUACUUUCUGAUCUCGAGUCUGGCGACUUCCUUGGCUCGAUAUCUACAAACACCCCUCUCGCUUGCGAAUGCCAGCCAAAGAUUCACCGUGCCGUGCUUCACCCCACAUUGCCGUUUGUCCUCGUGCAUUUCAAGACACCUCGCUCGUGCACGUCACUUGAUCACGUCGACAACCAUUCCUCCUGCGCACACCUGUACAGGCUCUCCGACCAAGCGCAUUGACCGUUAACACUUAUGAUAUUUCACGCUGUAUUUACUUGUAUUUUCUACGCUACAUUGUACUUUCAAAAAGCCAUUAUUCUUUCA
Molecule: messenger RNA, 4410 nt
Organism: Capsaspora owczarzaki ATCC 30864
Lineage: Eukaryota; Filasterea; Ministeriida; Capsasporidae
Exons: 5
Coding region: 40-4326 (1428 amino acids)
Source: RefSeq, a predicted model, not a curated record